CUGAAAGUUAACUUUGUCAGAGUGGCAGAAACACUGCAGUCGAAACAAAUCUGUUUCUCCCUGAAAAAAACCUCAACAGCUGAGUUCAUCAAGGCUUUUUCAACAACACAGCAGAGUCUCCACCAAACACUGAUAUGGCUACUGCAAGCUAUUUGCCAUCUGAAGAUCAGUUUCUGUGCUCCAUCUGUCUGAAAGUGUUCACUGAUCCUGUCAGCACAUCAUGUGGACACAACUUCUGCAAAAACUGCAUCGACGCACACUGGAAUUCUGACGACCAGUAUCUGUGUCCGAUGUGUAAAAAGGUUUUCAACACAAGACCUGAGCUGCACGUCAACACUUUCAUCUCUGAGAUGGUUGUUCAGUUCAGACAGUCAGCUAAAACAAAAGCCAGCAGCAGCGACAGCUCAGAGCAACAAGUGCCCAAACCAGGAGAAGUUCCCUGUGACGUCUGCACUGGAACCAAACUGAAGGCCCUGAAGUCCUGCCUGGUGUGUCUGGCCUCCUACUGUGAGACUCACUUGGAGCCUCAUCUGACAGCGUCACGUCUACAAAGACAUCAGCUGAUCGACCCUGUGCAGAACCUGGAAGGCAGGAUGUGUACGAAGCACGAUAAGCCUCUGGAGCUGUUCUGUACGACGGAUCAGACAGGUGUCUGCAUGCUCUGCACUGUUUUAGACCACAAGGCACAUAAUGUUCGUCCUCUAAAAGACGAAUAUGAUGAAAAGAAGGCCCAGCUGGAAGCUGAAAUUCAGCGGAUGAUCCAGGAGAGACGACUGAAAAUUCAGGGGCUCAAACUCUCAGUUGACCUCAGUGAUAAAAAUGCAGACAAAGAGACAGCAGAAGGUGUUCAGGUCUUCAAUUCUCUGAAGGAGUCUUUUGAGAAACACCUGAGUGAACUCCUCAAAACUAUAGAAGAGAAGCAGACAAAGACACAGAAACAGGCUGAAGCUUUCAUCAAGGAGCUGGAGCAGGAAAUCUCUGAGCUGAUGAAGAGAAGCGCUGAGCUGGAGCAGCUCUCACUUUCUGAAGACCACCUCCAUCUUCUCCAGAGUGUCCAGUCCCUAAACACCAACCAUCCACCACCCACCAAGGACUGGACAGAGGUCAGCAUCCGUCCAUCAUAUGAGGGGACUGUGGUGAGAGCUGUGGCUCAGCUGGAGGAGGCACUCAGGGAAAAGAUGAAGAAGGUGUUUGAGGCUGAGCUGAAGAGGGUCCAGCAGUACGCAGUGGAUGUGACUCUUGAUCCAGAUACGGCACAUGCUCAAGUCAUCGUGUCUGAUGAUGGUAAACAAGUACGGCCCAGCAAGGUUGAUAGAUAUCUCCCAGACAAUCCAGAAAGAUUUUCUUUCAAUCCCUGUGUCAUAGCAAAACAGAAUUUCUCUUCAGGAAAAUUUUACUAUGAGGUUCAAGUUAAAAGAAAGACUGAAUGGGACUUUGGAGUGGCCAAAGAGUCGAUCAACAAGAAGAGCCUCAUCAAACUGAGCCCUGAGGAGGGUUUCUGGACUGUAUGUUUGAGGGAUGGAAAUGAGUACAAAGCUCCCGCCGGCCCUUCAGUCUUACUCUCUCUGAAGUCUCGACCUCAGAGGGUUGGGGUGUUUGUGGAUUAUGAUGAGGGUGUGGUCUCCUUUCAUGAUAUAGAUGCUGCAGCUCUUAUCUACACCUUUACAGGCUGUUCCUUCACUGAGAAACUCUUCCCAUACUUCAGUCCUGGUCUGAGUUACGGUAAUAGGAACUCUGCACCUCUGAUCAUCUCUCCUGUCAAAGAAAACUGAUCACUUUACUUAUCUCAUGUAUUUAUUGAUUUAUAGUCAA
This is a messenger RNA of Plectropomus leopardus (leopard coralgrouper), 1812 nucleotides long. Its product is annotated as E3 ubiquitin-protein ligase TRIM39-like. The record is from RefSeq and is a predicted model, not a curated record. NCBI's taxonomy places the organism in Eukaryota, Metazoa, Chordata, Actinopteri, Perciformes, Serranidae. Gene Ontology annotation, molecular function: zinc ion binding; protein binding.